Camponotus floridanus (Florida carpenter ant) is the source of this 2242-nucleotide messenger RNA. RefSeq names its product beta-1,3-galactosyltransferase 1. Gene Ontology annotation, cellular component: membrane. The record is from RefSeq and is a predicted model, not a curated record. NCBI's taxonomy places the organism in Eukaryota, Metazoa, Arthropoda, Insecta, Hymenoptera, Formicidae. The transcript is spliced from 2 exons. The coding region runs from base 561 to 1820 and encodes 419 amino acids. Gene Ontology annotation, molecular function: hexosyltransferase activity.
AGCAUCAUCUGGUGUCGGUGGAGGAAACUAAAAAGCUUACUCUAAGGAUAAGAAAUGAGAAGGGGCACUCGUCGAAAGUCUUACCACGCACACACGAUAGAUAUCCACAUUAUCGAUCUCCCAUGGUAACUCAUGGGUACUCACCGAGUAUAACAGUCGGUAGAAGCGAAUUCUCUCAUCGAGCGUAUCCCAAGACCGAUGACGGCGACGUGCGAACGUGGCGGCCGCUUCGACGACAUAUGAUGUGACACCGGAGCACGUCUUCUCGGUCGUCGGAAGCAGGAAAGCGACGCGCGCGCGGGGCCAGGCUCUCGUCCGCGAUCCCUUGGAGUGAGGGAACGGGCGAACAACACGAACGACGGUGAGUGGGGCCCCACGCGCAGUAUGGGCAUAACCUGUUGGACGACGGCACGUUGUAGCGCUGCGAUCCAUCGCGGUGGAGCCCACGACGGAGCGAUUACGGCCGUCAGGUCGUCCGCCGCACGGCAGACACCGUGAUGAUAUGAAUCUGCGGGGACGAUCGCGUUGAGAGAGAAGAGCGACCAGAACAAGAAUCCGUCAUGUUCCACUACCUGCAUCUCAGGAGUCGUUUUCUGCAGACCCUGAUCCUCGCGUUGAUCGGCCUGACCUUCUACGCGUAUUAUCGUACUACCGUUAAUGAUGUUCGCCAGUACAGCUUGCUACGGAACAUCAGUUUGCCUGUGUACCAAGAAGGCCUCCAUGUACAUACAAAUCUCAGUGUGGACACGCGGCUGACAGCAGCAGCAUCCAGGAACUCCAACUCGGACAAUGUGUCUUUGAGUCCAUAUAUAGCACACAACGCGAGCAACAACUCCGCGAUUCUUAUCACGACGCUGUCAACAUCCUCCAGCGCGCAGUCCUCCGCGUCGUCUUCCGCGAGCACAUCAAUCAACUCGAAGCAAAGCGCGAACGAGAAGCUUCAGGUGGCGAAAAUUCAGGUGGUCAACGCGACCAGAUCAGCGCCGAUCGCGAUUCGCAAUGACUCGGCGCGCGCCAUAUACGAGGUCGGCCAUACGGUACCGAUACCUGAGCGCUGUCCAAACCUCGGUAAGGAAAUAGAACUGGUGGUGAUCGUGAUGUCCGCGCCGACGCAUCUCGAGGCUCGAACGGCAAUUCGACAGACCUGGGGACACUUUGGCCAGCGUAGAGAUGUGAGCGUGCUCUUCAUGCUCGGCACUACUCUGGAUCCUAAAGUCGAGGCGAUCUUGCGAAAGGAGCAGAACAUGUACAAUGAUGUGAUACGCGGUCGCUUUCUCGAUUCAUAUUCGAAUCUUACGCUCAAGACUAUCUCGACAUUAGAGUGGGUGAACACUUAUUGUUCCAAGGUGAAGUACCUGUUAAAGACCGACGACGACAUGUUCAUCAACGUGCCGCGAUUGCUGGCAUUCGUUAACAAACAUGCAAAGGAUCGUAACGUAAUAUUUGGCCGACUUGCCAGAAAAUGGAAGCCAAUCCGGAAUCGCAAGAGCAAGUAUUACGUGUCACAGGCACAGUUCCAGCAGUCGGUCUUCCCGGACUUCACUACCGGGCCGGCGUAUCUGCUGUCGAGCGACACGGUGCGUCGUUUAUACGAUGCCGCUUUAGACCAGACGUACCUGAAACUGGAGGACGUGUUCACCACGGGAAUUGUCGCGCACAAGCUCGGCAUCAGGCGCUCCCAUGCCAACGAAUUCCUGAACAAGCGGAUACAGUAUACCCCCUGCAACAUCCAGCGUGGCAUCAGCAUACACAUGGUCAAGUACAGUGAGCAGUUCGAUCUCUGGAAGAAGCUGCUCGACGGUAAGAGCAAAUGCAAGUGAUAACUAUUAGCGAGGCCAAAGGCGACGAAGGUUCUACGCUUGACCCUGGCGAACCAAAUGGUACGAUCGUUACCGCCUUAAUGCGAUUUGAGUGCCCGGUUAAAUGCCAACCGGCUAUAACCAGCCGUCGUUUCACCUCAUAUACGUAGUCAUACACGCGCGUGAACACACAUAUACAUCCGACUCGAACUCGAAGACGAACUCGGUGACACGCGUAUAAACUGUAGUCGGAGAUUGUGUGUCGCGGCACGAGAGACUUGGAGAUUUCGCCGCUUAGAUUUUUACACGAUGCACCAAACGUCUCACGACUCAGACUUUUCUCACAGGAGUCGAGAAUGAAAGUAACCUUUAUCUCGAAUGAGUUUGCUGUGAGAUGGAAUUUGUAGUUUACAUCUCUUUUGAAGGCAAAAUAUAAUUUUAUA